Molecule: messenger RNA, 1210 nt
Organism: Neofelis nebulosa (Clouded leopard)
Lineage: Eukaryota; Metazoa; Chordata; Mammalia; Carnivora; Felidae
Gene: ZDHHC12
Product: zinc finger DHHC-type palmitoyltransferase 12
Exons: 5
Coding region: 61-873 (270 amino acids)
Biological process (GO): peptidyl-L-cysteine S-palmitoylation; protein targeting to membrane
Cellular component (GO): endoplasmic reticulum; Golgi apparatus
Molecular function (GO): protein-cysteine S-palmitoyltransferase activity
Source: RefSeq, a predicted model, not a curated record
CUCCCUCAAAGGGUCCGCCCCUCCCGGCGCUUCUUCCGGGUGGGGCCCCGGGCGGAGGAGAUGGCUCCCUGGGCGCUCCUCAGCCCUGGGGUCCUGGUGCGGAGCGGGCAUACUGUGCUGACCUGGGGGAUCACGCUGGUGCUCUUCCUGCACGAUACCGCACUGCGGCAGUGGGAAGAGCAGGGGGAGCUUCUCCUGCCCCUUACCUUCCUGCUCCUCGUGCUGGGUUCCCUGCUGCUCUACCUGGCCGUGUCGCUCAUGGACCCGGGCUAUGUGAAUGUCCAGCCCCAGCCACAGGAGGAGGUCAAGGAGGAGCAGACAGCCAUGGUUCCUCAAGCCGUCCCCCUUCGGCGCUGCAGAUACUGCCUGGUGCUGCAGCCCCUGCGGGCCCGGCACUGCCGUGAGUGCCGUCGCUGCGUCCGCCGCUACGACCACCACUGCCCCUGGAUGGAGAACUGCGUGGGGGAGCGCAACCACCCGCUCUUCGUGGCCUACCUGGCUCUGCAGCUGGUGGUGCUUCUGUGGGGCCUGUACCUGGCAUGGUCUGGCCUCCAUUUCUUCCAGCCCUGGGGGCUCUGGCUGAGGUCCAGCGGGCUGCUCUUGGCCACCUUCCUGCUGCUCUCUCUCUUCUCUUUGGUGGCGGGCCUGCUCCUCGCCUCCCACCUCUACCUGGUGGCCAGCAACACCACCACCUGGGAGUUCAUCUCCUCGCACCGCAUCGCCUACCUCCGCCAGCGCCCCGGCAACCCCUUCGACCGCGGCCUGACCCGCAACCUGGCCCACUUCUUCUGCGGAUGGCCCUCAGGGUCCUGGGAGACCCUGUGGGCCGAGGGGGAGGAGGAGGGGGAGGAGGGCAGCAGCCAGGCGGUGUAGGGUUGCUGGAGGCAAGGCCACCAUCUUGUGCCUGAAAACCAGAGGGGCUGCCCCCAGCUGGGGUCGGCGUUCGGAGGGCCUGGGGUUCUUCACUCCCCGCCCCGCUCCUCCCAGGCCUCAGAGCAGAGCUGAAAUGACAGAGCUCCUGCCACAAUAGGCAGUCCCGCCCUCUGAAGGAAGGAGAGGAGGCAGAGGACCCGUGGGGGGCUCGGGCACAAGCAGCCUGGGCUUCCGAGACCCCCCCACCCCGCCCCCCAAAGCCAGGAUGCCUCCAUUGCACAGUUUUAUAAGUUUAAUCAUCCGUAAAGCAAAUCAAAUAUUAAAAAACCAAACCAAA